Molecule: messenger RNA, 2274 nt
Organism: Poecile atricapillus (Black-capped chickadee)
Lineage: Eukaryota; Metazoa; Chordata; Aves; Passeriformes; Paridae
Product: endogenous retrovirus group 3 member 1 Env polyprotein-like
Exons: 3
Coding region: 841-2274 (477 amino acids)
Source: RefSeq, a predicted model, not a curated record
GGGGACUCCCGUGAGGAAGGAAGGCCCAGCUCUGCCCUAGUGACAAAGCUGCACGGAUCCUCCUCUUCUGCGGUGUCCAAGUGGGAGCAGUGGCGGUGUGCGCGACCCCUCGGGCCCCCACCCCAGAGCUGUCCUGUUUAAUAAAGGCCUUUUUAAAAGGAGCUGGUCUCCUGGCCCGUUCAUCACAGCUUGGGGGCUCGUCCGGGAUAGCCACGCCCCGAAGAGGACCAGGGACGGGACGGCCGCCCGCCCUAUCGGGCCUCCGGGGGACAGCUGGCUAUACUGGACCAGAAGGACAGCCUGGGAUCAGCAGCGCAGAAGAGCGCCGGAUUGGGUCCCUUCCAGGUCCUGCUGGUGACCCACGCUGCUAUUCGGACCCAAGAAAAGGGGUGGACUCACGUCUCCCGUGAAAAAGGACCAGUAUCACCCCCUCCUGACUGUGGACAAGACACAGAAAAAUACUCCACGAAUUCCCCCAAGUGGACUGCCAUUACAGAUCCUACCAGUCUAAAAGUGACUCUUAAGAGGCAGCCAGAAAUAGACUGAGAGAAAAAGAAUUGAAACAAAGACUGCAGAACUCUGCUGAGUGUGUUGGUUUAAGCCGGGAGUGUUCUUUAAGUUGUUGUUGUGGUUAUUGCUGUUAAGUAUUUUGAUGUUAGUAAAGUUGGUUUAAUAGGAAACCCCCCCCAUUAACUUCUCCCACAGAACAUUCUCCAAAAAGGCAACUAAAUUAAAGAAAAGGUGGGAAGAGAAGGACCAUACCAUCUCUCCUGAUCCCCAUCUCUCCCGAUCCCCAAACCUAAGAGGCAAGACCGGGUGAGGCUAAAAAGGAGGUGAGCCAUGAAGCUCCCUAAAAUGAAACUAGCUCAUACCGGACUCUUAGGUGGACUGAUAUUGGUCCAGCUAGUGAGCCUUGGGAUAGGGGGUGGUGGAGAAGCAUGUACAAAGUGCUACUAUCCCCUAUAUGAUGGAGAGGAUCUAGGAUCACUGAUGAGAGUCCACACAAACAUCAAUCCCACCUGUUUUGAUCAUACCCAACUGGAAACCUGCCAGGAGGAGGGAAAGACAUAUUGGAUUACUAGAAAUACUGCCUCAUUUAGGCAACGCCUGCUUGGAGAAUGCCCUGUAGGAGAAUCCUGGCUCUGCUUUGAGGAAGAGGGACUGAAUGAUGUAAUAAAGGAAAAACAAUUGAGGAUAAAGAAGGGUAAUCUGGAUGAAACACUGGGUAAGAACCUAUUCAUUGACUUGAUGGAGAGAAUCAGCAGAGAGUUAAACUUAACCAAUUGUUGGGUAUGUGGGAACACCCAGAUGUCAGAUAUUUGGCCCUGGGAAGGGAUCAGCUUGGCACCUUUAGACAUCUUAAGGUGGAAAUUAACUGAGCAGAAACCCCAGAUGGGGAACAGGGGACGAGAACAAUGGGAUUUGAAAACAAGGGUGAUCGGGGAAGAAUGCAUUAAAAGGACAGGAAAAAAAUACAAAACCCCUGUGGGAAAAAUGGCCUGCAAAAGAUACCUAACUGUGAAAGACUCAGGUAGCAGGUGGAUCCCCCAAGAACCAAACAGGUAUUGGGCCAUUGGGAGAAAGGAAAGGGGGUGUAUUUAUCAUGAGGGGUACAAACUGCAUGAGUGUGCAGAAAAGGGAAUAAACCCUUUUUGGGGGUUAAGAGAACUCUCAAAAUAUUGGGAACAUCCUACCGACACACAGGACACUUUUUGGAAGGCCCCUGAGUAUUUAUUUUGGAUUUGUGGGAGCACUGCCUAUACCCACCUCCCAGGGGAUUGGGCGGGAAGUUGCACAAUUGGGAUAAUAAAGCCUGCUUUUUUCCUCCUACCCAAGGAAUCAGGAUCAUACUUGGGAGUCCCCUUGUAUGAUAACUUAAAAAAAGGCAGCCGAAAGAGGAGGCAUGUAAUAGACCUAGGAAGUAAUCAAAAAUGGAAGGGGAAGAUCUGGACCCCUGAAGAAAUAAUUAAGACAUAUGGACCAGCCACGUGGGCCCAGGAUGGAUCCUGGGGGUAUCGUACCCCAGUCUAUAUGUUAAAUCGAAUCAUCCGUCUCCAGGCAGUAUUGGAAGUGGUGUCAAACAGAACUGCCCUUGCUUUAGACCACAUUAGCACCCAAUUGGCACAAACCAGGGCUGUAGUUUACCAGAUUCGGCUGGCGGUAGACUACCUAUUGGCAGAUGAGGGAGGCAUUUGUGGGAAGUUUAAUUCCUCCGAAUGUUGCCUGGAGAUAGAUGAUAAGAGUGAGGACAGUGACUACCACAGUACAAGCUAG